GAAAACAUAAACAGUCUACACGUUACAAAUUAAAUAGGUUUGUUUUCCCACCUUGGUUGUACUUUACACUUAAAUUAUACGCAAUUAUUUUGAAAAGUUCAGGAACCGGCAAACUGAAGAGUCCCCAUGUGCCCAUGUUGUGGAAGUAAAGCGCUAUAGUCAGUGUGUUGGGUAGUUUGAGGUACCUAAAGAUUUCAGUUGUGAAACUUCAGCAAGGCAUUCAAAAGGAAACCGGAUGGCUUCUGCAGACAUUGAUCAGCUUACAGAGGCUCUGGCCAAGACUCAUGUUGGGGAAGAGCUCAGCUACAAGGGUCAGGGACUGAAGCUGAAUGAUACACAGUCAGUGGAAAAGAUCGUGCGGGAGAUAGAACAGUUCCAGGGGCUGAAGGCUUUGCGGCUUGAAGGAAAUACCGUUGGCGUUGAAGCAGCACAGGCCAUCUCGAAGGCUCUUGAGUCCAAAAAAGAUCUGCAGCGAUGCUACUGGAGUGACAUGUUUACAGGUCGCCUUCGCUCUGAAAUUCCAUCUGCCUUGAAAUCAUUGGGCAGUGCUUUAAUGAUGUCAGGGGCCAAGCUUACUGAACUGGACCUGAGUGACAACGCGUUUGGACCUGAUGGUGUGAAGGGCAUUGAGGCCCUCCUCAAGAGCUCUGUGUGCUACACUCUACAGGAACUCAAGCUGAAUAAUUGUGGCAUGGGCAUUGGAGGAGGAAAAAUAUUGGCCUCUGCAUUGAUUGAGUGCUACAAGCAGUCAAGCGCUGCAGGCUCACCUCUAAAGCUAAAAGUCUUCAUAGCAGGAAGGAAUCGACUUGAGAAUCAUGGUGCCACUGCACUGUCUCAAGCAUUUAAGUUGAUUGGAAGCCUUGAAGAGAUUCACAUGCCACAGAAUGGGAUCAACCAUCCAGGCAUCACAGCUCUGGCCACUGCAGUGCAACACAACCCCAAUCUGCGUGUGCUUAACCUCAAUGACAAUACCUUUACCAAGAGAGGUGCAGUAGCCAUGGCCCAGGCCCUCAGGCACUUGUGCAGUGUACAGGUCAUUAAUUUUGGAGACUGUCUGGUGCGCUCUGAAGGUGCCAUUGCCAUUGCAGCAGCACUAAGAGGACUACCUGUUCUUAAGGAGCUGAAUCUGUCGUUUGGAGAGAUUUCUGAAGCUGCAGCUCUGGUUGUUACCCGGGCUGUACGGGACAAAGCUGAUCUGGAGAAACUAGAGCUCAAUGGAAACUGCUUGGGGGAAGAUGGCUGUGAGGCUCUCAAAGAGGCCAUGGAAAAUAUGGGGAUGGGGGAUGUGCUUGGCUCGCUCAGCGAUGAUGAAGGGGAAGAUGAGGAAGAUGAAGGCGACGAGGAAGAUGAAGGCGACGAGGAAGAUGAAGGCGACGAGGAGGAUGAAGGCGACGAGGAAGAUGAAGACGAGGAUACAGAGGAAAUGGAGGAAAAUGAGAAGAACUGUAUCAAUGGGCUAAAAGAUGAAUGUAAUGUUGAAGAAAGCCCAGCAAAGGUGCCAUUAGGCAGUGCUGAUUUCUUGUCCUUCCUUCAGACCCCAACUUCUGAGAAACUGCUUGACCUUGGUGCCAAGAGAGUUCAGCUGUUUGAGCAACAAGUGGAUUUUUCAGAUGCUACUAAAAUUGCAGACCUUUUCCUUCAGCUGUCUUCUGUGUAUAAAGAAGACGCAGAAGUGAAGCAAGCUGUUCUUGAGAUUUCUGAUGCCCUGUUGAAGAAGGCACUUUCCAGCCUUCAGUUUCAGACCUACAGUUUUACCACUUCACUGCUGUUGAAAUUGGGGCUUUUAAAGGGUGAAAAGAAAGCCAAGAAAGUGUGCGUCUUGCCUGGUCACCUACUUACUCUGAAGCACUGUGUCGAGCAGGACUACUUCCCUGUGGAUCAGGCCAAUGUUCUAGAAGUGUUUGUGUCUCGAAACGGCAAAGUCUUAGCAUCGUGUCCCAAUGCUAGGGAUGACCUUAAAGCUACACUGGAGAAAAGGAUCUCUGCCUAGGAGGACUCUCAGCACAGGGCCAAUGAGGGGACCAGAAAUGCUUAUAAGGACUUAUUGUUGUGUGUUUGCAUCCAAGUCAUCAGUUUUCUUUAGCUGGAGCAUUAGAAAUUCGACCAUAGUGAGUCCUUGUAGACUAAAAUGUAUAAAAUACAUUGCAAACCACUGCCUUAUUGUUUCAAACAACAAAACUUGAGUAGCUUUGAAAAGAAAUGUGAUUCUACUGAGGUUUGACUUUCAUUCACAGAUUCAGUCUUGGCUUCCUGAAUAACAGCCCAAUUGCUGUUAAAGAGCUUUUUAGAUGAUAUUUGAAGAUGAACUGUUGCUGAUAUUCCUAUCUUAUGUGUCAUAACUUCAACUGAUGCAGUAACAGUGCACCAACUAUUCAUUAUUUCUUCAACUUGGAAUACAAUUGAUUUUCCACCGAACCUGCUUAUUGACUUAAACAUGCAAUAUCCACAAACGUACUAUUAGACAGAGUCUGUAGAAUGGAACAAAAAUAAACCAGGAAAUUAUUUUUUACUAUUGACCUAUUUUCGUAUAUAAAUACAAAACAUGAUAAAAAAAAAAAAGUUUUGGACAAGGGCUUUGUAGUUACUUUUUUUCUAGCUCAUGUACAGUAAUGGUGAUGUAAUUUCAGAGAUGUGAAAAUACCUUUACACACUGAUUUAUUUGACAAGCAGUGUCACAUUUAAAAUGAAGUGAUGUAGAUUUGGUGUUAAAUCUUUAGGGAACAGCUAGUAAAAGGGAACAGAAUAAAAGACGAAAAAUAUACCUCAAUACAUUUCUGUUUGUACGUUUAUUAUCCUCAGUGUGCGCUAAUGUUUUUGUAUUCACAUUAAACUGAUGAACUUGUUUUGUGAGGAAAGGA
Molecule: messenger RNA, 2858 nt
Organism: Hemibagrus wyckioides
Lineage: Eukaryota; Metazoa; Chordata; Actinopteri; Siluriformes; Bagridae
Gene: rangap1b
Product: Ran GTPase activating protein 1b
Exons: 16
Coding region: 236-1990 (584 amino acids)
Biological process (GO): activation of GTPase activity; signal transduction; nucleocytoplasmic transport
Cellular component (GO): perinuclear region of cytoplasm; nucleus; cytosol
Molecular function (GO): small GTPase binding; GTPase activator activity
Source: RefSeq, a predicted model, not a curated record